This is a messenger RNA of Wyeomyia smithii (pitcher-plant mosquito), 2238 nucleotides long. Its product is annotated as leucine-rich repeat-containing G-protein coupled receptor 4-like. Bases 298 to 2013 code for a protein of 571 amino acids. Gene Ontology annotation, molecular function: protein binding. NCBI's taxonomy places the organism in Eukaryota, Metazoa, Arthropoda, Insecta, Diptera, Culicidae. Gene Ontology annotation, cellular component: extracellular matrix. The record is from RefSeq and is a predicted model, not a curated record. The transcript has 2 exons.
AGAACAAUCAUUAGCGCUUGUUAACAAUGAGAUCAAAAAUGUUCGAUAAAGUUAGGCCUUGAUUAUUAAUGUUCAAGGCUAGAGAAAAUUUCAUGUUUCGGAUUGCGAGAAAAAAAUUAGCGCGAUAAGCUACAAUCCUGUUCUUUUCCAAUCUUAGUCUCAAAGUGGGAUGAAAGAAAGUGUUUAUUUCUUGAAAACACGAGCGAUAAGGAUUUCAGGAUUUACAUCACGAAGAAGGUUUAAAAUUAAUCAGUGUUAAUCGUGAGGUGGUCGGAAGCGGUUGCUUUACAAGGCAGGAUGAAAAUUUGGUCUCUCACCGUUUUGGCACUGUUUUGUGCCGGUACAUCAGAGGCUUAUCUCUGCAUGUGUUCACCAAACAGCUGCGUAUUAAUUCAUCCAAACACGGAUUUUUUCAAGCAAGCAGAGAGUUUCUGCUCAACGUUCCGAACGGCAGCCCACGACAUUUCGAUAAUCAAGCUACUGGAUUCUGAGCUUGCUCCCGAAGCAUUCAUAAAAUUCCCGAACAUGACUUCACUUGAAAUUUUCCAAGGUCAUCUUGCCAAAUUUACCUCCGACACAUUUCACGGGGCUGGAAAGCUAACGAAGUUAGUGAUAAGAGGAAACGCUUUGUCUGCUCUAGAAGAGUACAGCUUCAAGGGAGCCGACAGUAUGAAAGAUCUGAUGAUUUCCGCUAAUCCAUUGCAAACAAUUUCUGUAAACGCAUUUGCUAAUCUGCAACAGUUGGAAAUUCUGAUUUUGGCUCAUGGAGAAAUUGCUGCCCUGCCAGCGAACCUAUUUAGAAAUAAUCGUGCGUUGAAGGUGAUAUCGUUAAACAGCAAUCGAAUCAAAUCUAUUGAUGCCGAAAUUUUCGAUGGUCUAGAUGAGUUAGCUAAGCUAGAUUUAGCAGAGAACCAGUUGACAGCGUUCGAUUUCAAAUUCUUGAAAGCGGCGGUAGUAGUAUUAAACAACAAUAGCUUGGAACAUUUGGCUGUCAAUGAGCACUGCAACUCGGUGUACGCGAACAAUAAUCAUAUUCGAACAAUAACAGUUAAUGGUAACAACAUCGCUAAGCUAUCGUUGAUAAACAAUCGCAUCCGUGAUAUCAGCAAUAUCACCAAGUUGACUAACCUAACCAGUUUGUCGUUGGGAAGUAAUGAGCUUGCCCCUGACACCGUUUUUAGUGCUUUCGCCGCUGUAGAAGAACUCAUGCUCCAAUCCACCUAUAUUAAUUUGACCCCGGAUACCUUUGCAAAUCUGAUUAAUCUAAAAAUCUUGGAUUUAUCCUACAACAAUCUUACCAUGGUGGACUUCAAAAUUUUUGGCUCACAGAACUCCCUACAAGUUUUAAGCUACGUUGGUAAUCAAAUAAAACAUUUCAACUACCUCGAAGCCCGCGAGUACCUUCCACGAUUGCGUGUUUUGGAGAUUUGCAAGAACGGCUGGAAUAAUACCUAUUUUGAAAACAACGUCUCGAGGAUGAAAAAGUUCCAGAUAAGCCCUGAUAUGCACGGCUUUGCGUCCCACUUUUUGUUCCGCGAUGAGUUCAUCAAUAUGUGUUCAGAGAAACUGUUUGUUGACUACAGCUACGAGGAUUUCGCACCGAUCGACAGCGACAUCGAGGACGAAAUCAACCUAUCGUACACAACUACAUCCACGGUGGCAACAACUACGACAGUGAUGUCAACAUCACCGGUCAUACCAUCGACCGUCGAUGUUUCGUCCACGGAGAAAACCAGAGAAGAUAACGAGAAUCAGUCGUCGCAACAGCAUCACCAUAUCAUCGAACACAAUUCGAACGCAUCAGUUCCGGUUAAGGAAAUCGUCCUUCUCGCACCAGAAAAAUCUGCUUCCCCAUUCUAUGUCACGUUUCUGGUGUUGGUUUAUAUUCUCUCGGCAGUUGGAUUGAUUUCACUCGUUGCAUUGGCAUAUCUAUGGAGAAAACGGCAGCUCAAUGUGCGACAUCUGACAGAAUUCAGUACCGAAGCAUCCUCCGAUGCUGUACGUUUGAUGUAACGCAAUUAAGUGAUAAAGUACUGAUAAUCAUUAGGUCGAAAGUGAGUCACGAUUCUCAGAAUCGUUCAUGUUUAUGAUGUUGCCGAAACCCGAUUCUUCUUUUUUAGAAAUGGAAAAACCAAGCUUGCAGUGAUAACGAAAAGUAAACACCGUUUUGAAUUAUCUGUAAACAAGAGUCGCAAAUCAUUGGAAUAAAACUUUCUAGUCUGACUAGUAAAAAUCAAA